This is a messenger RNA of Asparagus officinalis (garden asparagus), 2609 nucleotides long. RefSeq names its product B3 domain-containing protein Os07g0563300-like. Lineage: Eukaryota; Viridiplantae; Streptophyta; Magnoliopsida; Asparagales; Asparagaceae. Gene Ontology annotation, molecular function: zinc ion binding. The record is from RefSeq and is a predicted model, not a curated record.
ACAAAUGCGAUGUAUAUAUGUGCACACUUGCAUCCGCACACACACCCAUGCAUGCGCGCGCGCACACGCACAUGCACACAUAUUACAGACAUAUAUUUAUGCAUAUAUGUAUAUUUGUUUUUUUUGUGUGUACAGACGGAUGCACCCAGUCACCCAUCCCCUCACAGAUACGUACAUAUAUAUGUACAGAUAUAUGCAUAUAUACACAUAUUUAUGUAUACACACAUAUGGGUGGGGGUGAGACUGUGCGCGUGUGUGCGUGGCGGGAGGGGGAGAUUCGUGCUAGCAUGUGAUACAUCAAGGUACACAUCUAAAAGAUAGCCUUGAUGUGUACAUGCAUCUCAAAAUAAAAUCAAUUAAUAAUAAAUUGUUGGACAAGAGCUCUUACCCACUUAAGUUUAUUCUACCUCUAUAUAAAGGGUUUGAUGUUUAUAAAGUGGCUGCUCAUUUAGCAAAAUGAGCUACCAAGAGAUGGAAGUGGUAAGACCAACAUCUUUUGAUGCGACUAGAAGGGUGAGGCUCACCACAUAGCUAUUUCUCGGUGGUUCAUUUAGCAAAUUGAGCCACUACCUCAUACCAUUUCUUCCCUCACACAUGCACACAUAUAUCACAUACACACAGAGACACACACAUACACGUACAUACAUGUAUGUUUUUAUAUAUGGCAAUGGUUACAUAUAAACCUUGAUAUUUAGAAGAAUGUUGGUUUACAUGUUUGGUUAUCCCAAAUAGGCAUACUUCCCCCCAAUAUCUCAACCAGAAGGACUUCCUCUAAAGGUUCAAGACGCUAAUAGCAAAGAGUGGGUGUUUCAGUUUCGUUUCUGGCCAAACAAUAAUAGUAGGAUGUAUGUUUUGGAGGGGGUUACUCCUUGCAUUCAAUCAAUGCAACUACAAGCUGGUGACACAGUAACAUUUAGUCGAGUAGAUCCAGAGGGGAAGUUGGUCAUGGGAUUCAGGAAAGCUUCAAAUAUCUCUGAACAGGAUUCACAAACAUUUAAGACUGGAAAUGGUUUCUCAACACCUCCAGAGAGCAGCAUAAAUGCAACUGAGUUUGGUUCCAAUGGUCCUCUUCGACCUCAAAAGUGUAGUGCAGAAUCAAGGAAGCUGUACAAUACAGCAGAUGAGGCCAUCUUGUCUAAAUUUGAUAAAACUGGAUUUAUACAGAAAGAUGUGGCUGCUACUAAGUCUUCUCAAGGCCUUAGUAGGACAGGUAGCACUCCUGGAUCAAGAAAUAAACGCUUAAGAAUUGAGAAUGAGGACUCACUUGAGUUAAAACUAACAUGGGAAGAAGCUCAGGAGCUGCUUCGACCGCCUCCUGAUGAUCCUAGUGUCUUUGUCAUUGAAGGCCAUGAAAUUGAGGAGUAUGAGGAAUCUCCAAUACUUGGAAAGCCUACCAUUUUCACCACAACUCAAGCUGGUGAAAGUAGUCAAUGGGCUCAAUGUGGAGAUUGUUCCAAGUGGCGUAAGCUUCCGGUUGAAGCCCUUCUGCCUUCUAGGUGGACAUGCUCCGAUAACAAAUGGGAUCCUGACAGGGGUUCAUGUUCAUCUGCUCAGGAACUAACAGAUAUACUUCCUAGUAAUGCCGGUUCGAGGAGAUCAAAGGUAAAAGACAUUGAAAACAAUGAUAACUUUGAAGUAUCAGAUGGGCUUGACACGCUUGCCAACCUUGCAAUACUCAGGGAGGGAGAAUCUCUCCCUCCAUCUUCUCAACCUACUACAAAGCAUCCUCGGCAUCGUCCAGACUGCUCAUGUAUCGUCUGCAUCCAGCCUCCUAGUGGCAAAGGUCCCAAGCACAAGCAGACAUGCACUUGCAACAUAUGCUCUGUAAAGCGUCGCUUCUGUACCCUCAUGCUGCGGCGAGAGAAACGACAGUCAGAAGAAUCUGAGACUGUUCCUCCACACCAGAAGCAGCCUCUUUCUCAGUCGCCGGAGAUGCCUUCAAGUAGUGACCCUCAUCUGCCAGCAGGGAUUUGCAUCACUAGUGGCUCUUCUCCUCAAAAGUCCAGCGAGGGUGAGACUGAUGAUGACCCCGACAAGAAGAUAAUGUUACCAUCUCCUCUCAAGGCUCAGAUUGAAUUGAACAUCCAGCCAGAGCGGGAGGAGGAGCCAUUGCCAAUGGCUGAUGCUGGCAGCGUGAUGAGCACUUUUGUUAAGACUACAAACUAGGAAUUAUUUAUGUCUAGAUGUGGAAGCACAUCUAUGGUGUGGUAGGAAGAAAAAGGCCAGUUGUGCCUGUCGGUGUGGUCAGAGCCUGAAAUCUAUCGAAACCAUUGAGUGAUAUAAGUCACUCAACCUUUGGAGAAAUAGCGGACAAGCUCCAGGGAUAUAUUAAAGGUUACUCAUCAAAUGUAAAAGAGGCCGGAGGAAACAAAAGCUGUGAUUUAUUUUUUUUAAAUUUUUUUAUUUGGUUAUCCUCCACCUGGAAGGAAUAGGUAUAACUGCGGCUAGUAUAAAUGCACAAGGUAUUCUUUCUUUUCCCUGUGAGGUUUCAAAAUUUGAUGGGAAAACUGAAGCUUGUUAUGAGGAGAUAUACACUAGCUUUUCUGAUGCGUAAAAGGAAUUGUGUAACUAACUUGUGGAGGACUACAGGUUAUUACUUGAUAGUUUCA